Chelmon rostratus (copperband butterflyfish) is the source of this 3532-nucleotide messenger RNA. Its product is annotated as cAMP-specific 3',5'-cyclic phosphodiesterase 4C-like. NCBI's taxonomy places the organism in Eukaryota, Metazoa, Chordata, Actinopteri, Chaetodontiformes, Chaetodontidae. Gene Ontology annotation, biological process: signal transduction. Gene Ontology annotation, molecular function: 3',5'-cyclic-AMP phosphodiesterase activity. The record is from RefSeq and is a predicted model, not a curated record. Gene Ontology annotation, cellular component: nucleus; perinuclear region of cytoplasm; cytosol. Bases 154 to 2577 code for a protein of 807 amino acids. The transcript has 17 exons.
CUGAGUCAGCUCCAAUGGGGGCCGGUUGUGACCCGGUCUGACCCAGGUUUGACCUUGCAGUGACCUUUGACCUCUCCGGUCCUGGCUCUCCACCUGCUCUGCUGCCUGGGUUCCGGAACGCUCCGCCCUGGGGCCCAGAACGAGCCAAUCAGAAUGAAGAAGAGCCGCAGCGUGCUGUCUGUGACUGGAGAAGAGGGCAAUGACACAGAUAUAACAGGUGCUGGGGAGAAGGCGGAGUCAUCUCGCUACAGCCGAUCUUAUACGUCUGGGGCCACACUGGGGGCUGAGCUACGCAGAGGGAGGAGCAGAAGACUCUCGUCUAGUCUCCAGGUGCCCUGUUGGCUCCGCCCUCGAGACCGCACUCGUUCACCAGAGGUCCUGAACAAUGUGUCGCGUCCAACAACUCUUCCCCUCCGCAUCCCGCCGCGCAUCUCCAUCACACAAGCAGACGCUGACAGUUAUGAAGCAGAAAACGGCGUGUCGCCGGGUCACACCCCGCUGGGUUCGCAGAGUCCAGGCCUCACCCUGCACACCUCCUUUCCCCAGGGCCAGAGAAGAGAGUCCUUCCUCUACCGUUCUGACUCGGACUACGACAUGUCGCCCAAGACCGUCUCGCGUAACUCCUCCCUCGCCAGCGAAGGGCACACAGGAGAGGACUUCAUUGUUACACCUUUUGCUCAAGUGCUGGCCAGUCUGCGAUCAGUACGGAGCAACUUCACCAUUCUUGCCAACGUCUCUACCCCAACAGUCAAGAGGUCUCCUCUGGGUGGAGUGUGCGUCAGUCCCAGGGCGUCACUUUCAGACCAGCAGUACCAGCAGCUCGCCCUGGACACGCUGGAGGAGCUGGACUGGUGCUUGGACCAGCUGGAGACCAUCCAGACGCAUCGCUCUGUCAGCGAGAUGGCCUCCAACAAGUUUAAGAGGAUGCUGAACAGAGAGCUGUCCCACCUGUCAGAGAUGAGUCGCUCUGGUAACCAGGUGUCUGAAUACAUCUCCAGCACCUUCAUGGACAAGCAGAACGAAGUGGAAAUCCCGUCUCCCACUCUGAAAGACAAACCGAUGAGUCACAUCAGCGGAGUAAGGAAACUGUCUCACAGCUCGAGCCUCUCCAGCACUUCAAUGCCUCGCUUCGGUGUCAACACGGACCACGAGGAUGAGCUUGCCAAGGAGUUAGAGGAUCUGGACAAGUGGAGUUUUAAUAUAUUCAGAGUAGCAGAAUUCUCCAACAACAGACCUCUCAGCUGCAUCAUGUACGCCAUCUUCCAGGAGCGAGAGCUGCUGAAGACGUUUCGUAUCCCAGUCGACACCUUCGUCACUUAUGUGAUGACCCUGGAGGACCAUUACCAUGGAAACGUAGCGUACCACAACAGCCUCCAUGCUGCAGAUGUCACCCAGUCUACGCAUGUCCUCCUCUCCACACCUGCUCUUGAUGCCGUCUUCACUGACCUGGAGAUCCUCGCCGCUCUGUUUGCUGCAGCUAUCCAUGAUGUAGACCACCCCGGAGUUUCCAAUCAGUUCCUCAUCAACACCAACUCAGAGUUGGCCCUCAUGUAUAACGACGAGUCGGUUUUGGAGAACCACCACCUCGCCGUGGGCUUCAAGCUUCUGCACCAGGAAAACUGUGACAUCUUCCAGAACCUCACCAAGCGCCAGCGCCAGAGCCUUCGCAAGCUCGUCAUCGACAUGGUGUUGGCCACAGACAUGUCCAAACACAUGACCCUGCUGGCUGACCUGAAGACCAUGGUGGAGACCAAGAAGGUGACCAGCUCCGGUGUACUGCUCCUGGACCACUAUACAGAACGGAUACAGGUGCUGAGGAACAUGGUGCACUGUGCAGACCUGAGCAACCCCACCAAGACGCUGCCGUUAUACCAGCAGUGGACGGAGAGGAUCAUGGAGGAGUUCUUUCGACAGGGUGACAAAGAGCGAGAGAGAGGGAUGGAGAUCAGCGCCAUGUGUGACAAACACACCGCUUCAGUGGAGAAGAGUCAGGUGGGUUUCAUCGACUACAUCGUCCACCCGCUGUGGGAGACGUGGGCCGACCUGGUGCACCCAGACGCCCAGGAGCUGCUGGACACGCUGGAGGAGAACCGGGAGUGGUAUCUGAACACCAUGCCCCAGUCUCCUUCACCUCCCCCGGACAGACACCUACAGCACGACCGCUUCCAGUUCGAACUCACCCUGGAGGACCUGGAGCAGAAUGAGAAAAAUGAGGAAGGAGAUCAAGAGCAGGAAGAGGGUGAUGAUGAAGGGGAAAAGGAUGAGGAGGAAGGUGCAGAAAAUGAGGAAGGAGAAGGUGAGGAAACUCUGGGAAAGGAAGAGGUGGAGGGGGAAGAGGAGAUGGCAAACGAGGAGGAAAAUGUGGAAGAAGAGGAAGUAGAGAUGGAGGAGAAAGAGGAAGACGAGGCAGCAGAGGAGAAAGUGGAGGAAGAAGAGGGGUCGGUAGGAGAAACAGAAGAUGUUGAAGAGGAGAAAGGAAAGUUGGAAGGAGGGGAAGAGGAGGAGGCGCCGGCCGAGGAUGAAACUGUACAGGAGGAGGUAGAGGAAGAAGAAGAGCAAGAGGAAGAAGAAAGUUAGUUGGGUGUAAAAACAGAAAUGAACAGGGUCAGUGAGGAAAGGUGAAGGAGAGACGAGGAAGUACGUAAAAGGAGGCAGAAAGGCUUCGGCAGUCUGCUGUAUCACUGUCAAGGAGGAGGAUGAAGAGCAGACGUCGCCCUUUUCGCUCGGACCACUUUAUCACGUGCCGAAGGCCGACGUCUGCUCAGCUACUGACGCAGAGACGAAACCUGGCUGGAGCCUCCGCCUUCCCCAACAGGCAGAUUGUUGAUCAGCUGGUAGCGACAGAAAGACCGGAGUCUUCAUCACCGAGUAUCUGUACAUCCAUCACUGCCGUAGGGAAUAAACUGGGGGGUAAUAAAAGGGAGGGGAACCUGUUUAAUCGACCUUUUGUAGCUCCUGAAAAUCUAAAAGAACCCGAAGUACGUACAUGCAAAUAAGUGCUACCCAUCAUCUCUCUGUCACCGUCUCGUUUAUGAGGAAGAUACCGCCACACACACGCCGACCAAUAACUGUUAAAAGAAUGUCAGCUUCCUCUGUUUGUCAGAAAAGAGGGGGAAAAAAUAGCAAAAAGCCUGGAAAGUGUAGUCUGUUGUCUAAUAUUCACUACAAGAACUUUCCACAUGUGAAGAGGAUGCUGGGGACACCUGUGGGCUCUGGUCUAGGAACAGUUUAGCCUCCUCACAUACCAACCUCAAAGCAACGAUGCUGGAUUUCUGAAUAACAUCUGGACUGAUGUGGUGGGAACAUUUGCAGUCCAGCUCGGCCUGUCGUACGCGGUUCGUAUUUGGAAAAAAAAAAAAAAAGCAAACAAAAACAGCCAGUAUUGAUCCCGCCACGACAGCUUCACCACUCCCACACUGAAUCGUGCCAAACUGUCCCACGACCAGCACUGAGCAGUUCAGCCUUCCUCCGAGCGAGGUGGCUACCUGACCGUGAAGCAAUGAACUGUGGGACCAGGGUAACGGGUGUGAUG